Molecule: messenger RNA, 1470 nt
Organism: Thlaspi arvense
Lineage: Eukaryota; Viridiplantae; Streptophyta; Magnoliopsida; Brassicales; Brassicaceae
Source: the annotation of a GenBank genome assembly
AUGGAGUCUUACUGUCAAGCCAUGAGGCUUCAGCGUACGAGUCCCUUUGGUCUGAAGAAUGAAGUUGUUUCUGAGAGAGCAAGUGCGUUCUGGGGAGCCCAAGUCGUCAAGGCCAAUUAUCUGAGGACACAGAAAAUCAGGAGUUGCCCUCGAAAGAUUCAGACAAAGCUCAUUCGCUCUGUUCUCUCCCCAUUCGUUGAUCAAGAGUCUCAUGAACCUCUACUGAGAACUCCAUUAGCAGACCCAAAGAAUGUAGCGUCUAUCAUACUUGGUGGCGGUGCUGGGACUCGCCUGUUCCCUCUUACAAGCAACAGAGCUAAACCUGCGGUGCCAAUUGGAGGGUGUUACAGGCUCAUAGAUAUACCGAUGAGCAAUUGCAUCAACAGUGGUAUUAGAAAGAUCUUCAUCUUGACUCAGUUCAACUCCUUCUCUCUCAAUCGCCACCUUUCUCGCACUUACAACUUUGGCAAUGGAGUUAAUUUCGGUGAUGGGUUUGUUGAGGUUCUUGCUGCAACGCAAACUUCAGGAGAUGCAGGAAAGAAGUGGUUUCAGGGAACUGCUGAUGCCGUUAGGCAAUUUAUAUGGGUCUUCGAGGAUGCCAAGACAAAGAAUGUGGAACAUGUCUUGAUCUUGUCUGGUGAUCAUCUAUAUCGGAUGGAUUACAUGAACUUCGUGCAGAAGCACAUUGAGUCAAAUGCUGAUAUCACAGUUUCUUGUCUUCCCAUGGAUGAGAGCCGUGCUUCGGAUUUUGGGCUGCUUAAAAUCGACGAGUCUGGACAAAUCGUUCAGUUCUCGGAGAAACCAAAGGGAGAUGACUUAAAGGCAAUGAAAGUUGACACUUCAAUUCUUGGGCUACCACCAAAAGAAGCUGCCGAAUCCCCAUACAUUGCAUCAAUGGGUGUUUAUGUGUUUAGAAAAGAGGUUUUACUAAAGCUUCUAAGAUCGAGUUAUCCUACAUCCAAUGACUUUGGUUCUGAAAUCAUCCCCUUGGCCGUAAAGGAGCACAAUGUCCAGGCAUUUUUGUUCAAUGACUAUUGGGAGGAUAUUGGAACCAUAGGAUCAUUCUUUGAUGCCAAUUUAGCCCUCACUGAACAGAUACUUGAUUCUAUAGUUUCACAUGGAUGUUUCUUGAGAGAAUGCAGUGUGAAGCACUCUAUUGUGGGGAUACGAUCACGUGUAGAGUCAGGAGUUGAGCUUCGGGAUACGAUGAUGAUGGGAGCAGAUUUCUACCAAACAGAAGCUGAGAUCGCGUCUCUAUUGGCUGAAGGGAAAGUUCCGAUUGGUGUAGGCGAGAACACAAAAAUCAGGAACUGUAUCAUCGACAAGAACGCUAAGAUCGGGAAGAACGUGAUCAUAGCGAAUGCAGAUGGCGUGGAAGAAGGAGAUAGGGCAGAGGAAGGGUUUUACAUAAGAUCAGGCAUUACCGUGGUGGUCAAGAACGCAACCAUUAGAGAUGGUCUGGUUGUUUAG